CCACGACCGAACGGACUUCUGACAGCACUUCUCCAACACCGAGUCCCUGCGCCUUUUCCCCUGCCAAUAUUCGCCCCCCCCUCCUUUCCACGCUUUGCGCUUCACGUUCGCAAGACGGAUGCGGGUGCCACCCUGGGAAGGGGGAGGGAGGGACCUGCCAUGCGUCGACGUUGGAUGACGACGGAGACGGGCACACACUGACUGACGUUAGCCGAACCGCCCUGUUCGACUCAACUUAUCCGGUCACCUCACCUGCCAUCUCGUUGAGUUGGGUCGGGACCUUUCCGUCAUUGACGCCCACCUUUGCUUAACCCUUCGCUUGUGCUCUUUUUUCCACACCUCCUGCCAACAAUUCUGCCCCCUUCCCCGUCCCAUGUCAUGCGGCCAAUGCUCGAAUACCCCUGCAGGAGCUCAAAUCUCUGUUCCUACCUCACUCGUUCCCCCGAUCCCCUGCCUGUCUCUCCCGCUCAAGAGGCGUCUCCCCUUGGUCUCUCUAGCUGUCGCAUAUCCUCUCAUCAGACAGACGCUACCUCCUUACCUGCCUCACUAGUUGCCCAGUUCUUGUGUGCGAGGGUACUUUUACUACACCUUCGAGUGUCUCUUCACACCCCCAUUACGCCAUCUACUGCCAGGCCUGCCAUUGUCUGCACGGGGCUCGGAUCCUAAGCAGCGCCUAUGUGCUCCACCCUCCGGCUUCCAGUUUGAGCCUUGUGUAGUAGCCCGUACCACUGCUCCUGUUAGCCAGCCUUCGCCUCCUUUCCCUCAUCUUCCCUGCGCCGCGUUUUGGACUCGUGGGGACGAUUCCUCCCCCAAAGCCCGCCAUGGGUGUCUCCAUUAACACCCCCCUCCCCGAGUCCGAGUUCAUCUCCAACUUCAAGGUCCCCCCCUGGUCGAAUCGGCCCCAGCCUGCAACUACAGCCCUGCACAUACAAGACUCGGAAGCUUGGCAUAUAGGCCAUAUUUGUCUCGUCUCUUCCUUCUUAACCCGGAGCCGCGCUCAGUUUCAAUCAUUCCUUUCGCCUUCCCAACCUUUAUUUCUAUUCUAUCCUGUUGCCUCACGCUGGGAGUGUGUCUUCACAUUCAUUCAUUCAUUUCUUUCAAGCUUGCUACGUUUUCAGGUGUCGUGACCAUUCCUUUCGUAUUCUCCUCUUGCUCGCCCUUCGGUCUGGAACCACCCCCUUUCGAACGAAAUUCAUAGUACUUUAUUGGACACCAACUCGGCUGGAAACCCACCCCGAUUCAUCGACGGUCAGGAGACAAGAUGCAGAUUCAGAAGCUCGUUGCCGCCCUCGCCGGCGUGGCUGUCGUUGCCGAGGCCUCAGUUACUUUCCUCGACUCGCCCUUGAGCGCUGCGCUGGCCAAGCGGCAACAGCGAGGCGGAAACAACAAUAACAACAACAAUAACAACAACAACAACAAUGGUGGAAACAACGGUGGAAAUAACAACAACAACAACCUCUGCUUGCAACAGAACGCAGUGCAGGAGGGUUCAGCGCAGGCCGGACAGCCCAACGCGCAACAGGCCAACUCAGCCACUGACCAAGCCAACUUCAUCAACUUCUGCUCUGGAGAGACUCUCACAAAUGGUGAACAGAAAACGGGAGGUUCUUGCAACGGUAUUCCUAUGGGCAAGAUCCCCUCUCAGAACCGGAUGGUCUCUACCAUCAUCCAGAAUCCCCCUCACAACGGCAAUAUCGAGGCCAACCAGGACUUUGACGUCGAAUUGAACGUCCAAAACCUGCAAGCUGGCUCCUUCACUGACGCUCAGUCCACCUACUACUCGGCUCCUCAGGACCUCAACGGCGGAGGCCAGAUCAUUGGUCACGUUCACGUUACCGUGCAGGAUAUGGGCGGCUCCCUUACGCCCAACCAACCCCUGGACGCAUCCAAGUUCGUCUUCUUCAAGGGAAUCAACGAUGACGGCGAUGGAAACGGCAACCUCAAGGCCACUGUUACCGGAGGACUCCCGGCCGGAAACUACCGUGUCUGCACCAUGUCCAGUGCUUCUAACCAUCAGCCUGUCCUGAUGCCCGUCGCCCAACGUGGUGCCCAGGACGACUGCAACAAGUUCACUGUUGGAGGCAACAACAACAACAACAACAAUAACAACAACAACGGUGGAAACAACAACAAUGGCCAGAACAACAACGGUCAGAACAACAAUGGCCAGAACAACAAUGGUCAGAACAACAAUGGCCAGCAAAACAACAAUAACAACAACAACCAGGGACAGAACCAGGGCCAGAACGGAGGGAACCGUAGAGGUAAGCAGAACGGCGGCGGCCGCGGCGGUGCUGGUGCUGGACGAGGCGCAUUCCCUGGUCAAUUCCCUGGUCAAUUCCCUGGCCAGCCCCCUCAAUUCCCUGGAUUCGCAAACCCUGGAUCGGCCACAACACAAUCCCAGACUGGAAAUCCAAAUGCACAGGAAUCCUCAAAUGCUAACGCACCCGGCCAGGACGGGGACGCCGCCAGUAACUCGGACGCGUCGGCGACUCCAUCGGUAGACCCGGCGGCAGCGGCGCCGACUCAAGGCGGAGGCCCCUUGGGCAAUGGCAACAACGGAUCUGGACAGAAUGGCAACGGCAACUCUUCUGGAUCUGAAAAGGGAGGCGCGACCUCGAAUGCUAUCGGCGGAGUCGCGGCCCCGGCGGUCUUGGACUCUGGCGAUAGCAGCCGACCCUUCUCCGUCAACGGCAACUCGUUCGUCUCCAAGGCUAGUGCUGUGCAGCGUGCCUGCGAUAUUCAACGGAACGGCUGUCUCGAUGCUUUUAACGGUGGACGUCUAAAUGGGGGUUCUACGGCCGCCUGUGAUAGUCAGGUCCAAGCCUGCAUCCAGGAGCUCUCUUAAUCUUUGCCAUUCGACAACAAAAACAACCAGGGAUCGGAAUACACCGCGCGGGUCACUUGACACGGAGCUACGACUUUUGAACCUUUUCCCACCACGACGACAAGUCUAAGUGUCUUGGAUUUCUACCUGGGUCACGAUGCAGUGUCCACGGUGUUUUGUUUUCUUUUUGGUUGUCAUGAGAAGAAACUGGCAGGAAUCUGUUGUAGAUGAGAGAAUGAGGUCUGGCGUGGACGGUUUUUCAUGUUGCUUUUCUUUUGUUUGAUGAAAAACCAGCGCUUUACCCGCGUGCUUCGAUACCACUCACAUACACCCACACCCACACACCCAACAUCAUCGACAACAUUUGGCAAAACCCCUCCCCCUCUAUAUUAUUGUUCUAAUGUCAUCCCCUCACCCGUCGAUCUCAUCAUUCAACCCCCGACGACAAAAUCUCACGAUCCGCCUUUCUGUACAUUUAGAGGGAGUUGUUUUUUCCGUUGACAAAGGAUACGCAGCAUGGCCUGGAAAGAAAUGGAAGACACAAUUCCAGUAGAGAGUUACAUGUUUGGUUUGCCUAAUUUGCCGG
This is a messenger RNA of Colletotrichum destructivum, 3413 nucleotides long. RefSeq lists its product as uncharacterized. The record is from RefSeq and is a predicted model, not a curated record. Lineage: Eukaryota; Fungi; Ascomycota; Sordariomycetes; Glomerellales; Glomerellaceae. The transcript has 4 exons. The coding region runs from base 1262 to 2848 and encodes 528 amino acids.